AUGCUGGCAGGCGGGCGGACGCGGCGGUGCAGCCCGCGCCAACGUCGGUGCACAGUCACCGCCGCCCGGCCGAGGGAGCAAGAGGAGGAGAUGGGGCUGAGCCCUCUCAGGGUCAGGUUUGAACAGUCUGACUGUGGGUGUCUGAAUGGAGGGACCUGUGUCUCCUACAAGUACUUCUCCGGUAUUCAACGAUGCCACUGCCCAACGAAAUUCCAAGGGGAACACUGUGAGAUAGAUACUUCAAAAACCUGCUACCAAGGGAAUGGUUACUCUUACCGAGGGAAGGCCAACCAGGACAUCUUGGGUCGGCCCUGUCUGGCCUGGGACAUGCCCUCCGUCCUUCGCAAACCAUACAAUGCCCACAUAACCAAUGCCCUUCAGCUGGGCCUGGGAAAACACAAUUACUGCAGAAACCCGGACUACCAGAAGAAGCCUUGGUGCUACGUGCAGGUUGGCCUGAGGCAGGUUGUCCAGGAGUGCCUGGUGCCAGACUGUUCUAUGGGAAAAAGACCUUUCAAUCCUCCUGAAAAAUCAGAUUUUCAGUGUGGCCAGAAGGCUCUGAAGCCCCGCUUUAAGAUUGUCGGAGGAGAAUUCACAACCAUUGAGAAUCAGCCCUGGUUUGCAGCUAUCUACAGGCGCCACAAAGGAGGGUCUGUCACCUAUGUGUGCGGUGGCAGCCUCAUCAGCGCGUGCUGGGUGGUCAGCGCCACACACUGCUUCAUUAACCACCCAGCAAAGGCUGAGGACUACAUUGUCUAUCUGGGCCGGUCACACCUUCACUCUGAAACACCUGGGGAGAUGAAGUUUGAAGUGGAAAAGCUGAUCUUACACAAGGACUACAGCUCCGAAUCACUUGCUUACCACAAUGAUAUUGCCUUGCUGAAGAUCCGUUCCAACAUGGGCCAGUGUGCGCAGCCAUCCAGGACCAUCCAGACCAUCUGCCUGCCCCCACUGUAUGACGACACCCAUGUUGGUGAAGACUGUGAGAUCACUGGCUUCGGAAAAGAGAAUUACAAUGACUACCUCUUUCCAGAGCAGCUGAAAAUGACUGUUGUGAAGAUCGUUUCCCACCAGGAGUGUCAGCAGCCCCACUACUAUGGUUCCGAAGUUACCUACAAAAUGCUGUGUGCUGCUGACCCCCAAUGGCAAACAGAUUCCUGCCAGGGAGACUCAGGUGGACCCCUGGUCUGCUCCACUGGAGGCCGCCUCACGCUGACAGGGAUUGUGAGCUGGGGCCGUGGAUGUGCCCUGAAGGACAAGCCAGGUGUCUACACCAGGGUCUCACGAUUCCUGCCUUGGAUUCGCUCUCACAUAGAGGAAGAGGAGAAUGGUCUAAACCUCUGA
This is a messenger RNA of Elephantulus edwardii (Cape elephant shrew), 1344 nucleotides long. It is a transcript of the gene PLAU, whose product is annotated as plasminogen activator, urokinase. The record is from RefSeq and is a predicted model, not a curated record. Gene Ontology annotation, biological process: plasminogen activation; regulation of cell adhesion mediated by integrin; fibrinolysis. Lineage: Eukaryota; Metazoa; Chordata; Mammalia; Macroscelidea; Macroscelididae. Gene Ontology annotation, molecular function: serine-type endopeptidase activity. The transcript has 10 exons. Bases 1 to 1344 code for a protein of 447 amino acids.